GGUUACUUAAAGGCUGACUGACACACAGUGACCCACACUUCAUGAUGCUCCCAUGUGUGAAAGAAGCAGAAAAGAUGGAUGACAUAGAUGCCAUGUUCAGUCACCUGCUCGGAGAAAUGGAUCAUCUCUCUCAGAGCCUAGUGCCUACAGCGGACUCACCAGAAGUGGAUGCUGCCUCACACAGAGAGCACUCCUUCUCUAUUGGCUUCACAGACCUGAAUGAGUCUCUUAAUGAGCUGGAGGAACAAGACCUGGACACUCUGGUGGCGGACCUGGAAUCAAAAAUAACUCAGCAAGACCCUUCCACUUGUCAACAGAACAGUGGCCUCACAGACAAUCACAUUGCUCCGCCUGCUAUGACCCAGGGAUUUGAGGCAACAGCUGCUUUUCCUCAACCACCAAACACUGUACAAUCUGGAAGUGAACCACAAUCAAAGGCAGACAAAAUUAAAUUGGCCCUAGAGAAGCUCAAAGAAGCUAAAGUGAGGAAGUUGAUAGUGAAGGUGUGGAUGAGUGAUGGCAGCUCCAAGACUCUGAUGGUGGAUGAGAGACAGGUGGUGCGAGAUGUUUUGGACAAACUGUUUGAGAAGACGCACUGUGACUGCAGCAUCAACUGGAGCCUGUGUGAGACCAAUCCUGAGUUACAGAUUGAAAGAGGUUUUGAGGACCAUGAAUGCUUAGUGGAGGUGCUGUCUGCAUGGACUCGCCACAGUGAAAACAAAAUCUACUUUGUGUCAAAACCUCAGAAGUAUGUGAUGUUCACAGACCCACAAUUAUUUUACAUGUGGAAGAAGAAGAACGCAUGCUUGAUUGGGCUUAAUGAGCAAGCCAAACAACUUUUACUGAAAGAGAAUUUUGGGGGCUCUGCUCUGAUUGUUCCUGAUCUUGAAGGCAUGCUGUACCUAAAGGAAGAUGGAAAAAAGGUUUGGAAACCUCGCUACUUCAUGCUCAGGGCCUCAGGCAUCUACUAUGUUCCCAAAGGAAAGACCAAAUCGUCCACUGAUCUGGCCUGUUUUGUCCAUUUUGAAAAAGUCAACAUCUACACCAGCAACAACUACAGACAGAAAUACAAAGCUCCAACCAACUUCUGCUUUGUGCUAAAGCAUCCGUGCAUCCAGAAAGAGUCACACUGCAUCAAGUUCCUGUGCUGUGACGAUGAGCGUAUGCUGCUGCUGUGGCUCAACUCUAUCAGAAUAGCCAAGUAUGGGACUGCCCUGUAUAAGAACUACCAGGCUGCAAUAAAGAGAGUGAACACACUGCAGACCCUCCACUGUGCUGUAAACAAAGAGAGCUUCAACUGUCUUGUCUCUCAGGUCAGCCCACUGCCAGAUCCAUCUCCACCCAAACCCACAAAUGUUGACAACUACCCAUAUGAGCCACCACCUGAUUUCAUCCCUCCUCCUCCUCCUGGAUACACAAACGUUUGAGAUCACAGGUCACAGCUAGUUGGAAUUUAGCCAAUUUAUCCCCGUGUCGAUGUACCUGGAAAAAUGAGCUGGAGCCAGUAUG
Molecule: messenger RNA, 1509 nt
Organism: Monopterus albus (swamp eel)
Lineage: Eukaryota; Metazoa; Chordata; Actinopteri; Synbranchiformes; Synbranchidae
Product: amyloid beta A4 precursor protein-binding family B member 1-interacting protein-like
Exons: 13
Coding region: 42-1427 (461 amino acids)
Biological process (GO): signal transduction
Cellular component (GO): plasma membrane; cytosol
Source: RefSeq, a predicted model, not a curated record